Messenger RNA from Candoia aspera, 1359 nucleotides. RefSeq names its product gamma-aminobutyric acid type A receptor subunit gamma1 (gene GABRG1). Gene Ontology annotation, molecular function: GABA-gated chloride ion channel activity; benzodiazepine receptor activity; inhibitory extracellular ligand-gated monoatomic ion channel activity. Gene Ontology annotation, biological process: nervous system process; synaptic transmission, GABAergic; gamma-aminobutyric acid signaling pathway. The coding region runs from base 1 to 1305 and encodes 434 amino acids. Lineage: Eukaryota; Metazoa; Chordata; Lepidosauria; Squamata; Candoiidae. The record is from RefSeq and is a predicted model, not a curated record. Gene Ontology annotation, cellular component: dendrite membrane; neuron projection; synapse. The transcript is spliced from 10 exons.
AUGACUAGAGAUCCUCAGCAUACGUGUGACUUCACCUGCAGAGUUUCUCUCUCUAGUAAGAAGUACCCAAUGAAGUGCAUUGGGGAGGAAUCUCGCAUCCUGAAAGAACUGCAUGUUCUGGGUAUGGAAGACAGAGGUUGCACUGGUAAGGCAGAUGAUGAGGAUGAUGAAGACCUAACUGUGAACAAAACAUGGGUGCUUGCUCCAAAGAUCCAUGAAGGUGACGUCACUCAUAUAUUAAACUCCUUGCUCCAAGGAUAUGACAAUAAGCUUCGGCCAGAUAUUGGUGUGAGAACUACCGUAAUUGAAACAGAUGUGUACGUUAACAGCAUUGGUCCAGUGGAUCCAAUUAAUAUGGAAUACACCAUAGACAUAAUUUUUGCCCAGACUUGGUAUGACAGUCGCUUGAAAUUCAACAGCAGCAUAAAAGUCCUUAUGUUGAACAGCAAUAUGGUUGGCAAAAUCUGGAUUCCUGACACUUUCUUCCGAAACUCAAGGAAAUCAGAUGCCCAUUGGAUCACCACACCAAACCGCCUGCUUCGUAUUUGGAGUGAUGGACGAGUAUUAUACACCCUAAGGCUGACAAUUAAUGCGGAAUGUUACCUUCAGCUGCAUAAUUUUCCUAUGGAUGAGCAUUCCUGUCCACUCGAGUUUUCAAGCUAUGGAUAUCCAAGGAAUGAAAUUAUAUACAAAUGGAAAAAAUCGUCAGUUGAAGUAGCAGACCCCAAAUACUGGAGGUUGUAUCAAUUUGCAUUUGUGGGUUUACGAAAUACAACAGAUAUCUCUCAUACACAGUCUGGGGAUUAUGUUGUCAUGACAAUCUUCUUUGUGCUGAGCAGGCGCAUGGGGUAUUUUACCAUUCAGACGUACAUCCCUUGCAUACUAACUGUGGUGCUUUCCUGGGUCUCAUUCUGGAUUAAUAAAGAUGCUGUGCCUGCAAGGACAUCAUUAGGCAUCACUACUGUUUUGACCAUGACCACACUGAGUACAAUUGCAAGAAAGUCUCUUCCCAAGGUGUCUUAUGUCACAGCAAUGGAUCUCUUUGUCUCAGUGUGCUUUAUUUUUGUCUUUGCUGCCUUGAUGGAAUAUGGAGCCUUGCAUUAUUUCACCAGCAAUAGAAAGGAGGACAAAGAGAAAGGCAAGAAAUCAAAAAACAAGUCCUCAAAUCCACCUGUCCUACCUGUCCGCCGGGGAUCAACAUUAGUUCCGAUUAAUAAAGUCCAUCGCUUUCAAGAACAUGACAGCAGUUAUGGAUAUGAGUGCCUUGAAGGAAGGAAGGAUACACAUCCGAGUGGCCAAAAUUGAUUCCUACUCUCGAAUUUUCUUUCCCACAGCCUUUGCCCUAUUCAACCUGGUGUA